Molecule: messenger RNA, 1694 nt
Organism: Bufo bufo (common toad)
Lineage: Eukaryota; Metazoa; Chordata; Amphibia; Anura; Bufonidae
Gene: ALDH1B1
Product: aldehyde dehydrogenase 1 family member B1
Exons: 2
Coding region: 104-1651 (515 amino acids)
Molecular function (GO): aldehyde dehydrogenase (NAD+) activity
Source: RefSeq, a predicted model, not a curated record
CUCCCUCAUAUAAUUUGUACUAGGAGAACCAGCGAGAUGAGGCAGGCGAUAAAAGGGCUCCCUGACAGCUUUUAUCUGUGACUAGACUGUUACAUGAGAAACCAUGCUCCAUUUCCAGGCUCGCUGCCAUGCUUCAGCUUUACGUAAUUUCGUAGCUCAUUAUUCUGUUAAAAAAGUAGAGAAGCCACUGGACAAAGUGCAUUAUACAAAACUGUUCAUAAACAAUGAAUGGCAUAAUGCAGUCAGUGGGAAGACAUUUCCAACUGUGGACCCAUCUACUGGAACUAUCAUUACUGAAGUGGCAGAAGCAGACAAGGCUGAUGUAGAUCUUGCGGUUGAUGCUGCAAAGCAAGCCUUCAAGCUGGGAUCUCCCUGGCGCUGUAUGGAUGCGUCACGAAGAGGUCAGCUUUUGAAUCGUCUUGCAGAUUUUAUAGAGAGAGAUAGAGAAUAUUUGGCCUCCUUGGAAAGUCUGGAUAAUGGUAAACCCAUUUCAAUGUCUUAUAAUAUGGAUGUUGGGGAAACAAUCAAGAUAUAUAGGUAUUUUGCAGGGUUUGCAGACAAAUGGCAUGGAAAGACUAUCCCUAUGGAUGGAAAUUACUUUUGCUAUACCAGGCAUGAACCAGUUGGAGUAUGUGGUCAAAUUAUUCCAUGGAAUUUCCCAUUGGUAAUGCAGAGCUGGAAACUUGCACUAGCACUAGCCACUGGAAACACAGUUGUCAUGAAAGUUGCUGAGCAGACACCACUAUCUGCUUUAUAUGUAGCUUCUUUAAUAAAAGAAGCUGGAUUUCCUCCUGGUGUGGUGAACAUCUUAACUGGCUUUGGGCCUACUGCAGGGGAAGCAAUAUCAAGACACAUGAACGUUGACAAAGUUGCCUUCACAGGCUCCACCAAAGUUGGCCGACUAAUUCAACAAGCAGCUGGGGAAUCAAAUCUUAAAAGAGUAACACUGGAACUUGGUGGAAAAAGCCCAUGUAUUGUCCUUGCAGAUGCUGACCUGGACGAAGCAGUAAAGCAAUGUCAUGAAGCUCUGUUUUUUAAUAUGGGUCAGUGCUGCUCGGCAGGCUCCAGAACCUAUGUUGAAGAAUCUAUUUACAAUGACUUUUUAGAAAGGACCAUUGAGAAAGCCAAAUCAAGAAGAACUGGAGACCCCUUUGAAUUAGACACAGAACAUGGGCCACAAAUAGAUAAGAAACAAUUUGACAAAAUUUUUGACUACAUUAAAAGUGGUCAAAAGGAAGGAGCCAAGCUAAUGUGUGGUGGAGAACGCCAUGGGAAUGAAGGCUUUUUUAUCAAGCCAACCGUCUUUGCUGAUGUCCAGGAUGACAUGAGGAUUGCAAAGGAAGAAAUAUUUGGCCCUGUACAAUCAGUAUUUAAAUUUCGAAAGAUAGAAGAAGUUAUUGAAAGAGCAAAUAACUCAAAAUAUGGACUGGCAGCGGGUAUAUUCACUAAAGACUUAGAUAAGGCAAUGCGUUUCACUCAAGCAUUACAAGCCGGUACAGUGUGGGUCAAUACUUAUAAUAUUGUGGGUUGUCAGACACCAUUUGGUGGCUAUAAAGAAUCAGGAAAUGGAAGAGAGCUUGGAGAGGAUGGACUUAAAGCUUACACAGAAGUCAAAUGUGUGACAAUAAAAAUUCCACAAAAAAAUUCUUAGCAAUUUGAAAGUCUAGAGAGAAUGUGCAAAAAUGUACAAUAGA